Pseudovirgaria hyperparasitica is the source of this 910-nucleotide messenger RNA. RefSeq lists its product as uncharacterized. NCBI's taxonomy places the organism in Eukaryota, Fungi, Ascomycota, Dothideomycetes, Acrospermales, Acrospermaceae. The transcript is spliced from 2 exons. Bases 230 to 826 code for a protein of 198 amino acids. The record is from RefSeq and is a predicted model, not a curated record.
UUCUUUUGGUAAUUCGUAGAGAGCAUGUCGUCGUGCGAGCCUAAGGCUGCCACAAUCAUCCAUAGUAACACAACCCCACCUACCCAGGUACUAAUUAGGUACACCACAACACCCACAACCACUGCAGCCUGUGUACGUAUAUACACAUAUAAGUAUAUAUCCCAACGACCAUACCAAUCACCCACCCACCCAAACAAAAACAAAAACAAAAACCAAAAAAACCAAAAAAAUGCCACCACCCAACUACCAACACGACACCCUCCCAAACCCAACCCGCCAAGAACUCCUCUCCAUCCUCCAGAUGAUGCUCCCCGUCUUCGGCGGCACAAGCAUCCAGGCCAACGCCGUCUACCCACACGACAUCCACGACCUCUCCAGUCCGCAGUACGAGCGCCUGGCCGACCGGCUGCACGGCCUGUGCACAGCCGAUCGCUCGAUUGUGUGGUGUCGGGUGCGUGAUCUUGCGUGUGGGGGGAGGGUUGUUGGGGCGGCGCAGUGGUGUUUUUAUGAUGGGGAUGGUAUAGGGGAGGGGGGGGAUGGAAGUGUGGAGGAGAGGGUGGAGGAGGCAACGGCGAGGCUGUUUGAUGGGCCGGAGACGGCGGAUGAUACGUGGGAGAGUGCGGGGGAGAAGGCGUGGGCGAGGGCGGUGUAUGGGGUGUUUAUACGGUCUAGGUGUGAGGUUUUGCGGAGGGAGGCGCGGCCGGUUGUGGGUGAGUUGGCGUUUGUUGCUGUUGUCGCUGUGUCUCAGGGGCGGCCUACUACUGUCUGUCUGUCUGUCUGUCUGUCUGUGUACUGCAACUUGAGAUGCUGGGCGACAGCUUGCUGAUUGUGGAGCAUAUGCACAGUGCUGGAUAAAAUGGCCAUCACACCGGAGUAUCAGCGGAAAGGCGUGGGGAGGAUGCUGAUGCAA